AUGACAGCUACGCCAUUGAAUAUUGAUGAGGGUACCUUCUCGAUAUCUAACCAUCCAAUUGCUAGCAUGGUGCAGAGCUACAUCCAUAUGCAGCCUGAAGUAGAGUAUGCUUUGUCUUCAGUCGUGGAAGAGAAAGCUCGUAGACACCUUUUGUAUAAAAUUCACAGGGCAAAAUCUAUGUCGGAAAAGUUAGCUGGGCGCAGUGGGAUGACUAGGCGCUUUUGGAUCCCACCCUGGAUGUUGUGCAUAGUCAACGCAAAAUACGAAUGCAGACGAUGCACCGGGAUGAUGCACGCAAUACUCUUCUUAAUAAACCCACUCACCCACAAAUUCAGACCUUACCCAACUAACGGCUUAAUUCUGACAGAAUGGCAUGUCGCAAAUCUUUUUAAAAAACCAAACGUUGCCACUUUUGAUUCUACCAAUCUUGAUGACAAGUGA
Molecule: messenger RNA, 441 nt
Organism: Phycomyces blakesleeanus NRRL 1555(-)
Lineage: Eukaryota; Fungi; Mucoromycota; Mucoromycetes; Mucorales; Phycomycetaceae
Exons: 2
Coding region: 1-441 (146 amino acids)
Source: RefSeq, a predicted model, not a curated record